AUGGUUGUUCGGAGUGCUGACAGGUCUAUUCAGCACACCGACCUCAAAUCACAGUUUUCCUCUUCCCGUCGCUUUAUGAUUGGUGACAAACAACUUACCGCGGCCACCAGAAACCUACUGAACAUCUUCGGUGUAUCUGCGUCCGCGUCAUCGGUGGGAUCUCCCUCAUCAUUAUUCCGCAUCCAUCCGGGGAAUACUGGCAUCUAUAUUUCCACUGUUGUACUGAGACAAUGGCGGGAAGAGUUUCUGGAUGUACAUUCCCCUUAUUACAAGGAAUUCUCAGAGGAGUUUUGCAAAAAGCUACUGGACGUCUUGGUCGUCAGCAUUCCUGGACGGAAUCCACAAAGAUGUCGAGUGACUUCUUUCAAUCGAUUCCGAGGACGAGUGAUUUCAACUGGAACCACUAUCCUUCCCAGUCGCGUGAUCGUUGUGAAAUCGGAGGUAUUAUAUUCAUCAGAGGAUGUGCUUGAUCUAUCCAAAGAGUAUGUUAAAGAACGGAUGGAAAAUGCAAUGAAAGAAAAUGACCAGCUUUCCUUCUCAGGCUACUUUAAAGCAGGAUUUCAAGUUGACGGCAUGUAUGUGACAUCUCGCAAGCGAGUAGCAGCCGAAUUUUGCUAG
Messenger RNA from Dicrocoelium dendriticum, 618 nucleotides. NCBI's taxonomy places the organism in Eukaryota, Metazoa, Platyhelminthes, Trematoda, Plagiorchiida, Dicrocoeliidae. The record is from the annotation of a GenBank genome assembly.